This is a messenger RNA of Alosa sapidissima (American shad), 5097 nucleotides long. RefSeq lists its product as uncharacterized. The record is from RefSeq and is a predicted model, not a curated record. The transcript is spliced from 23 exons. Gene Ontology annotation, molecular function: protein binding. Bases 839 to 5095 code for a protein of 1418 amino acids. NCBI's taxonomy places the organism in Eukaryota, Metazoa, Chordata, Actinopteri, Clupeiformes, Clupeidae.
UCAAAUAUAGAAAUAGCUUAGGCUACACGAUGUGGCAGUCAGGAAGCUAGCACCUGAGCUAGCUCGCCACUAUGUCAAAUGUGGGGUUGGUCAAAGGUAUUUUCAUUAAAACAUUUUCAUCAGAGGCAACUACAGACAACAUCGUAGUUUGCAGUGGUGAUAAGUCGUGAUAGUCAGAGGAGGAUAGCAUGAUAGUGCAUUAGCUGUAGCCUACCUAUUAUUCCCUAUGUAACGUUAGCCUUAUUAAGCUAACUAUAAGCCAGGCAUUACAUUGAGGCUACCUCCACACCAAACCAACGGGUAUGUUUUUCUUACGGUUUUCACACAUUUAACGACAGGUCGUUCACACCUUAAACGACAGACCUUUCACUUAUAUUUGCCUAUUGUGUAUGUGUAGGGAAGUGUGCAUGUGAGGCUAUUUGGUAGGGAGUGUUUGUUGCUCACGUUGGAAAAAAGCUUGAAAUGUAUCUUGACCUACCCAUACGUUUUUGUUGUUUCCCAAACGGACAGGUUAUGUAUUUAUACAAUUUACAAACAUUUCACUCGAUUUCAACCAACUGUUAUCACAACCUGCAAUCCACAACUUGAUUCAAAUGUGCCUGAGCAGGUAUUUUAACAGACGAGUUGAAUAGCCUACAUGAGAAUUAGCUGGCUAGUUUGAUGUCAAUUUGGUAAGUAAUCCUGCAAUGGAUAAUUUCCUAACCAAAUGUAUGUGUAUAGCCUAUAGUCCAUCAUGUGUUGAGUCUGAAUGAAGACAAUGCAGUUGUGCUAUUAAACGAAACUGACAACAGUUCAGAUUUGAGGCACUCUAGGUAGAUAUAGGCCAGGGGUGGCGAACAUGCGUCUCGCGAGCCGCAUGCGGCUCUUUGCCUCCUCGCGGCUGCUCAACGGAUGUUCUCACUUCUCCUUGGAUUAUAGCCUAUUAUUUCUGGAGAACAUGCGUCGCAGCAAGCGACGUCAUAGAGACCCGGUUGCAGAAGGAAUACAUUACAUCUCCUUGUCAGCAGACAGGCCAGAACUAACUGCCAAAUAUAUAAACUCUGUCAAAGGUCGAGGAGUGUUCAGCCAAACUUACUUUGAAAAAGGAGAUUUUUUAGUUGAAUACAGAGGAGAGAUCAUUUCAUUUGAUGAAUGUCAAAGACGCAAAAGGAUCUACCAUGCUGCACUUCAAGUGUAUCUUUUUGAAUUUAAGGUCAAUGGGAAAAAGUACUGUAUUGAUGCUGCAAGAGAUGACAACUCCUUUGGCCGAUUAGUCAAUGAUGAUCACCUUAAUCCAAACAGCAGGAUGACGCGAAUUACCGUCAAAGGUGAACCUCACCUGUGCUUAUUUGCCAUACGGCAAAUACAACCAGGAGAAGAAAUAACUUACAACUACGGUGAUAUGGACUGGCCAUGGAGAGAAAAGAGUGAUGAUCUUGCACUGCAGUCCCCAGACAAAGUAGAUGACUCCGGCAGUGUGGAAGCAGCACAUGCUGCCACGGUUGACUACUGCAAAGUAGAUCUACAGGAGGAUGAUGUUGAUGUUGAGAGCGCAUAUCAAGGAGAGGACCCCAACACAAUCAUUGUAGAACAUCCUGCUGUGGUUGAAUUCUCUCAAACCGAUCUGAAGGAUGAUGUUGUUGAUGUUGAGAGCGCAUAUCAAGGAGAGGACCCCAACACAAUCAUUGUAGCACAUCCUGAUGUGGUUGAAUUCCCUCAAACAGAUCUGAAGGAUGAUGUUGUUGAUGUUGAGAGCGCAUAUCAAGGAGAGGACCCCAACACAAUCAUUGUAGCACAUCCUGAUGUGGUUGAAUUCCCUCAAACAGAUCUGAAGGAUGAUGUUGUUGAUGUUGAGAGCGCAUAUCAAGGAGAGGACCCCAACACAAUCAUUGUAGCACAUCCUGAUGUGGUUGAAUUCCCUCAAACAGAUCUGAAGGAUGAUGUUGUUGAUGUUGAGAGCGCAUAUCAAGGAGAGGACCCCAACACAAUCAUUGUAGCACAUCCUGAUGUGGUUGAAUUCCCUCAAACAGAUCUGAAGGAUGAUGUUGUUGAUGUUGAGAGCGCAUAUCAAGGAGAGGACCCCAACACAAUCAUUUUAGCACAUCCUGAUGUGGUUGAAUUCCCUCAAACAGAUCUGAAGGAUGAUGUUGUUGAUGUUGAGAGCGCAUAUCAAGGAGAGGACCCCAACACAAUCAUUGUAGCACAUCCUGAUGUGGUUGAAUUCCCUCAAACAGAUCUGAAGGAUGAUGUUGUUGAUGUUGAGAGCGCAUAUCAAGGAGAGGACCCCAACACAAUCAUUGUAGAACAUCCUGAUGUGGUUGAAUUCCCUCAAACAGAUCUGAAGGUUCAACAAAUUCAAAUCCAACUUAAGUUGGUUGAGUACUCAAGCUCUGAAGAAGAAACCAGUGACACGGAUCAUGUCAGUUGCUCUCGCCAGAUUAUUGAAGAUGAAAUCUGUCACAAGAGUGAUGCUUUUGAGUUCUGUAAUGCAAGUGAUGACUCCAGCACAGUCAAUGCAGCACAUCCUGCUGUACUUGAGUUCACCCAGACAGAUCUGCAGAAUACAGAAAGAUCAUAUGAUGAAGAUUAUGUCCCUAAACUGAGAAGAACAAAAAGCAUUGUGAUGACAACUGACAUCCCACCCAUAACAAAUGAUCUAUUUGAUACUGAUGACUCCUGCCCUGACAGUGAAGAAGAAUAUGUUCCUAAAAGUAGUGAUGAAAGUUCAGAAAGUAGCUGUGAAAUAUCAAUCUGUCAAAGUCACACAAACAAAAAGAGAAUAUCAGGAAAAGAGAGUAUGACACAUGAUGGAGAAGAGGGGAGUGAGACACAUGGAAUAAACAGAGAGGAGAGUAUGGCACACUCUGAUAUAAACAAACAGAAGAAUACACCCCAAAAUUCAGAGAGAGAGGACAAUAUACAAGUAUUUGUCUCAGCUGUCGUCAAAAAAUGUGACAAAAAAAGACUGUAUGAUAAAAGGCAGCACUGCUUGUUCUGUAAAAAACCGUUUACAAAAAUAUCCAAGCAUUUAGAACGGAAGCAUCAAAAUGAAAUCGAGGUGGCAAGGGCUGUGAGCUAUCCAAAAAAUUCAAAAGACAGACGCAUGCAGCUUGAGUACCUGCGGAAAAAAGGUAAUUGGGUGCACAACACGGAAGUUAUGCGAACAGGGAAAGGAAGUCUUGUUGCUUGUAAAAGACCAAAUGAAGAAGCUAACGGCAAUGAAUUUGUCCACUGUUCCUUCUGCUUCGGCCUUUUCACCAGAAAAGUAUUAUGGCGACAUGUGAAGACAUGUGGUUUCAAACCACCCGAUGUCAAGCCCAGACCAGGGAAGAACAGAGUUCUUUCUUUAUGUGCUUUGACACCUGCUCCUGCUGGUAUAACUACUGGCCUGUGGAAAGUAAUGAGCCACAUGAAUCAAGACAGAGUUUCACUUGCAGUUAAAGGUGAUGAGUUGAUAAUGGAAAAUGGACAGCACCUGUACAACAGAUUAGGCAGUGAUAGGGCAAAGCAUGAACACAUUCGACAAAAAAUGAGAGAAUUGGGUAGACUUAUACUCAGUGCAAGAGAGGUCACAUCUCUAAGGAGCAUUUCGGAAAUGAUGACACCAACCACCUUUAUGCAGACUGUCUUAGCUGUAAAACAUGUUAGUGGCUAUAAUCAGGAAAGUAAUACAUACAAAAUCCCAACUCUUCCGCUAAAAUUGGGACAAAGUUUGGCUAAAAUUUCAGAACUUUUGGAAAGUAAAGCCUUGGUUAAUGGUGAUGCAGAGACUGCUACCGAAGCCAGAAAUUUCCGUCAGGUAUAUUAUGCCAAAUGGAAUGAACUGGUUUCAGCAUCAGCCUACAGAACACUGGAGGAAGGCAAAUGGAAUGCACCACUAUUGCUUCCUCUCACAGAGGAUGUUAAAAAACUGCAUUCGUAUCUGGAUGAGAAGGAGAAAGAGUACCGUGAUGGCUUAUCAUUAGAAUCGUCUACAACUAACUGGUCAAAGCUUGCUCAGGUCACACUUGCAAAAGUAAUACUUUUUAAUCGUCGACGAGAAGGAGAGGUUUCCAAGAUGCUGCUCUCCAGUUUUUCUCAGAGAGACAGGUCAAAACCAAAUGAUGAUCUUAAUGCAGCACUUUCAGAACUGGAACAAAAACUAUGUAAACACUUCCAAAGACUGGAAAUACGAGGGAAGCGAGGCCGGAAAGUGCCCGUUUUGUUGACUCCAGACAUGGUACAGUCACUGGAACUUCUGGUGGAAAAGAGAGACGAAUGUGGGGUGGAGAAAGACAAUCCAUACCUCUUCUCACGUCCAUGUGCUAUGACAUACUUUCGGGGCUCAGAGUACAUCAAUCAUUUUGCCCACACCUGUGGAGCUAAACAUCCAGAGAAUCUCUCCUCUACUAAAUUGCGCAAGCAUAUUGGCACACUUUCUAAGGUUUUGAACCUGUCAAACACAGAACUAGACCAAUUGGCAGAUUUUUUAGGACACGACAUACGUAUUCAUAGGCAGUUUUACAGGCUUCCAGAGGGGACCUUGCAGCUCGCAAAGAUUAGCAAGGUCCUUAUGGCCCUUGAGACAGGACGUCUCUGUGAGUUCAAAGGGAAAAGCUUGGAAGACAUUAACAUUGAUCCAGAUGAAAGAGUUGAGGAUGAUGGACAGAGUGAGCUACAUGAUAACUCUGGAGAGCAAGUUCAGGAUGGUGGACACAGUGCAUUGGAUGAUGAGUCUGAAGAGCAAGUUGAGGAUGGUGGACACAGUGUAUUAGAUGAUGAGUCUGAAGGUGAUGGUCCUCCUCUCAAGAAACAGACACUGGCAGCAUCACCUCUGUACACAUGCAACAAGUCAAAGAAAGGAAGUAAAGGUAAAACAGAGACAGACCUCAAGACAAAAAGGGGGACCAGAUCGUGUAAAGUACGCAGACCGUUCAUGAGAAAAAUGUGGCAGGCUGAAGAAAUUCACGCAGUUGAAAAACAUAUGAUGAACUUCAUAAAGACAUGCCGUGUGCCUGGGAAAUCUGAUUGCGAUACCUGCCUGAAAUCUGAGCCUCUUCAUUUAAAAGCUAGAGAUUGGAAAGCUAUUAAGUUUUAUGUAAAAAAUCGCAUCGAUGCUCUCAAGAAAAUGAAAUGAGA